Molecule: messenger RNA, 624 nt
Organism: Penicillium angulare
Lineage: Eukaryota; Fungi; Ascomycota; Eurotiomycetes; Eurotiales; Aspergillaceae
Product: ABC transporter permease
Exons: 3
Coding region: 1-624 (207 amino acids)
Cellular component (GO): membrane
Molecular function (GO): ABC-type transporter activity
Source: RefSeq, a predicted model, not a curated record
AUGGCUUUGUUUUUCGCUCCUCUGGAAAAAGACUUCCUCGCCAUACAAUCACGCGUGGAGUUUGUUCCGCAAUACGCCUGUCUCAGCUUCAUGGGAAUGAUUCAAAACAUGGCCAUAUACCCCAGCGAGCGAGACGUGUUCUACCGCGACACAUCCGAGGGCAUGUACGGUGCAGAAUGUUUUAUCUUGCAACACACCUUGCUUGAACUCCCUCUAGAGUUAAGUUCAUGCACAAUAUUCGCAGUCUUCACGUCACACGUAGCGCAACUCAACCCAACAGCUGCACAGUUUGGAAUUCCUCUCCUUGCUUCAUUCGCGUGUUUGAACUGUGGAGAAUCCAUCAGCAUCAUUUUCAAUACCUUAUUCAUCCACACAGGCGCAGCAAUUAGCGCAACGUAUGCACUUCUUGGAAUAUUUACAGUGCUGGGUGGCGUCAUUUCCUUGAACGUCCCGCCUGUUCUACGGGCGUUCAACCAUAUCUCACCACCGCGGUACGCGAUCAGGGCAAUUCUGGAUUACAGCAUGCAGAACCUCGAAUUUACCUGCGAUGAUACACAGCGAGGGCCAAAUGGGUCAUGUCCGAUCCAAACAGGCGAGCAGAUGAACUCCGGCAAGAUUUGGUAG